This is a messenger RNA of Bubalus bubalis (water buffalo), 736 nucleotides long. It is a transcript of the gene BLOC1S1, whose product is annotated as biogenesis of lysosomal organelles complex 1 subunit 1. Lineage: Eukaryota; Metazoa; Chordata; Mammalia; Artiodactyla; Bovidae. Gene Ontology annotation, biological process: endosomal transport. The transcript has 4 exons. Bases 16 to 639 code for a protein of 207 amino acids. The record is from RefSeq and is a predicted model, not a curated record. Gene Ontology annotation, cellular component: BLOC-1 complex.
UGAGUACUAAAGAAAAUGUCUUCCUACACUUACCAAAGUGAGUGCCCAAUAAAGACAAGAGCUCACCUGCCCCUACUAUCACCUCCCUUCCCAGCCAAGAUCCUCUCUACCUACCACCCCAGGUCUCAAGAGGAGGGCGGUUCCGGGCCUCACGUGACAUUGCGGCCACGUGACCCCGGCCCCGCGGGAGCGGACCUGCGAGGUCCAGUUCCGCGAGUCGGAGGGGGGCUGGGCACGCCCUACCCCGAGGCCGCCGCGACCAUGCUGUCCCGCCUGCUUAAAGAACACCAGGCCAAGCAGAAUGAGCGCAAAGAGCUUCAGGAGAAGAGAAGGCGAGAGGCCAUCACUGCAGCGACCUGCCUGACAGAAGCUUUGGUCGAUCACCUCAAUGUAGGUGUGGCCCAGGCCUACAUGAACCAGAGGAAGCUUGACCAUGAGGUGAAGACCCUGCAGGUCCAGGCAGCCCAGUUUGCCAAGCAGACAGGCCAGUGGAUCGGGAUGGUGGAGAACUUCAACCAGGCUCUCAAGGAAAUUGGGGAUGUGGAGAACUGGGCUCGGAGCAUCGAGCUGGACAUGCGCACCAUUGCCACCGCGCUGGAGUACGUCUACAAAGGGCAGCUGCAGUCGGCCCCCUCCUAGCCCCGCCUGCUGUCCCUGCCCCAAUCUCCCACCUGCCCCGGGUGGGCAGGAGGGAGGCUGACAGCCCAUGAAUAAAACACAAGCCUCCAUUUCUCCA